AUGUUUUCAAUUCGCUCUAGUAGUACCCUUCUUUUCUUGUGCUUGUCUUUCAACCUUUCCAGCAUCUUGGCCACCACUUCACAUCUUUCACUUCGAGACCUUCGACCUCGAAUGAUGGGAGGUGGUGGUGCCCCAGGUGGUGGCGCGGGUGGUGGUGGUGGUGCCCCAAAGAAGGCUCCAGGUGGUGAUGCGGGAGGUCCUCCAAAGAAGGCUCCAGGGGGUGGUGGCCCUCCAGGGGGUGGUGCUGCUGGUGGUGCUGGUGGAGCAACGGGAGAAGCGGCAGGCGGAGGUUGUGGGAAAUAUGCGAUCGUCAGUGCCAGAGGAACCGGCGAAAAGCAAAAGAAUCCUACAGGUUAUGCUGGUUUCAUAAAGGGUCUAUUGAAGACGGCCCCAGGUGGUGUGAAUUACGAAGUUGUCUACCCAGCCACCACAGAUUAUCAGAACGGACCCAAGCAAGGUGCCACCGACGCAAUGAAAUAUAUCUCAAAGCAAAAAGGAAAAUGCCCUUCUCAGAAACUCGUUUUACUCGGAUACUCAGAGGGUGCAAUGGUAGUAGUCCAAUUAUUGGCCAAGCAAGAUUUUCCGGCAGCCUCGGUCUCUUCAGUCAUCAUGUAUGGUAAUCCUUAUUGGCAAGCAGGAAAAGCUUGGAAUUUUGGAACAGCUAAAUCUGGAAAAGGUGUAGCCGCUGCCACUGGAAUCAAGCUUCCUCCUGCUUUUGGACCAAAAACGCAAGAUAUCUGUCUGAACGGCGAUAUCAUCUGUACCGGUCAAGGAGGAAUGGGUGCACAUCUUAAAUACCCUGGAACUCAGUACGAAAAAGACGCCGUGACCUUCUCCGCCAAAAUGCUCAGUGGAGGCAGUCCUCCCGCGGGCGGUGCAUCAGGUGGUGAUGCGGGAGGUCCUCCAAAGAAAGGUGGUGCAGGUGGUCCUCCCGGGGGUGGCGCAUCCGGUGGUGAUUCGGGAGGUCCUCCAAAAAAGGCCCUAGGUGGUGGUGGCGGUCCUCCAGGUGGUGGUGCAGCCGGUGGUGGUGGUGGUGGUCCCCCCAAACCACCUGGUGGAGGCGCCGGUGCCGGUGCGAGUAAAGGCGCUGGUGAGGGAAAGGCCAUGGGUGGAAUGAAGAUGGGGGGCAUGAGGCGAACACGGUGA
This is a messenger RNA of Melampsora larici-populina 98AG31, 1146 nucleotides long. RefSeq names its product family 5 carbohydrate esterase. NCBI's taxonomy places the organism in Eukaryota, Fungi, Basidiomycota, Pucciniomycetes, Pucciniales, Melampsoraceae. Gene Ontology annotation, molecular function: hydrolase activity. The transcript has 3 exons. The record is from RefSeq and is a predicted model, not a curated record. Bases 1 to 1146 code for a protein of 381 amino acids.